Messenger RNA from Octodon degus (degu), 1688 nucleotides. It is a transcript of the gene Xylb, whose product is annotated as xylulokinase. The record is from RefSeq and is a predicted model, not a curated record. Gene Ontology annotation, molecular function: D-xylulokinase activity. NCBI's taxonomy places the organism in Eukaryota, Metazoa, Chordata, Mammalia, Rodentia, Octodontidae. Gene Ontology annotation, biological process: D-xylose metabolic process; xylulose metabolic process. The coding region runs from base 56 to 1666 and encodes 536 amino acids. Gene Ontology annotation, cellular component: cytosol. The transcript has 19 exons.
CGGGUCUGGCGUCGCGCGGGGGACUGCCUAGCCAGCACACGGACCCCUGCACACCAUGGGGGAACACACCGCGCGCCGCUGCUGUCUGGGCUGGGACUUUAGCACGCAGCAGGUGAAAGUUGUUGCUGUUGAUACAGAGAUGAACAUCUGCUAUGAGGACAGUGUGCAGUUUGACAGAGAUCUUCCAGAAUUUGGGACUCAGGGCGGGGUGCAUGUGCACAAGGACAGGCUGACAGUCACCUCCCCAGUCCUGAUGUGGGUCCAGGCUCUGGAUAUCAUCCUGGAGAAGAUGAAGGCUUCGGGUUUUGACUUCUCUCAAGUCCUGGCCCUGUCAGGGGCCGGCCAGCAACAUGGGAGCGUGUACUGGAGUGCGGGGGCCAGCUUGGUGCUGACAAGCCUGUCACCAGACCUCCCGCUGCACCAGCAGCUGCAGGCCUGUUUCACCCUUGGUGACUGCCCAGUAUGGAUGGACUCCAGCACCACGGCCCAGUGCCGCCACCUGGAGGCCGCUGUUGGGGGUGCCCAGGUGCUCAGCUGCCUGACAGGGUCCCGUGCCUAUGAGCGUUUUACAGGGAACCAAAUUGCAAAGAUUUACCAGCAGAAUCCUGAGGCCUACUUACGUACAGAGAGAAUUUCUUUGGUCAGCAGCUUUGCCGCUUCCCUCUUCCUUGGCUCUUACUCCCCGAUUGACUACAGUGAUGGUUCUGGAAUGAAUUUGUUACAGAUCCAAGAGAAGGUCUGGUCCCAGGCUUGCCUCAGUGCCUGUGCCCCUCAUUUAGAAGAGAAGCUUGGGUCACCAGUGCCAUCUUGCUCAGUGGUGGGAGCCAUUUCUUCCUACUACAUCCAGCGCUAUGGAUUUGCUCCUGGAUGCAGAGUGGUGGCCUUCACUGGAGACAACCCAGCGUCGCUGGCAGGCAUGAGGCUGGAGGAAGGUGACAUUGCGGUCAGCCUGGGUACCAGCGACACCCUGUUUCUCUGGCUUCGGGAGCCCUUGCCUGCCUUAGAAGGCCACGUCUUCUGCAACCCAGUUGAACCGCAGCACUACAUGGCACUCUUGUGCUUUAAAAAUGGCUCCCUCAUGAGAGAGAAGAUCCGUGAUGAAUCUGCUUCCCAUUCCUGGAGCGAGUUCUCUAAGGCACUGCAGUCCACGGAGAUGGGGAACAGCGGCAACCUGGGCUUUUAUUUUGAUGUAAUGGAGAUCACCCCUGAAAUAAUCGGAUGUCAUAGAUUUAAUGCAGAAAACCAUGAGGUCCCAGCAUUCCCUGGUGAUGUUGAGAUUCGAGCAUUGAUUGAAGGACAGUUCAUGGCCAAGAGGAUUCAUGCAGAAGGCCUGGGCUAUAGAGUCAUGCCCAAGACAAAGAUUUUGGCCACUGGAGGAGCAUCUUGCAACAAAGACAUCUUACAGGUGCUUGCAGAUGUGUUUGGUGCCCCUGUAUAUGUCAUGGACACUUCCAGCUCUGCCUGUGUGGGCUCUGCAUACCGAGCUUUUCAUGGCCUUGCAGGUGGAACGGAUAUGGCCUUUUCAGAGGUUGUGAAGUCAGCCCCAAAACCCAGACUGGCUGCCACACCAACCCCGGGAGCUUCUGAGGUCUAUGAGGCCCUCCUUCCCCGCUAUGCCAGACUUGAACAGAAAAUCUUGUCUCAGACUGGAAGCCCUCUGAAAUGAACUCUGCAGGCCCAAGCACCAC